ACCACGCGACUGGCACACAGGUACAGGUGAGCAGUCCACCGUGCGGCCUUUCUCUGACCUCGUUCUACAUUCGGUACGGCUUCGCGAUCAUACCAUCUGCAGACGGAGAGAAUCUUAAGUUGUAAUAGCAUUAAUUCGGAGAUGACGCCUGUUUUGAGCCCGUCGCAGCUGAAGCGACUGGAGGAACACAAGUACUCGGUGGUCGGUCUCUCCGUGACCGAGAGAAUACUGCAGGUACGUGCCGGCGGUCUGAUAAGUCCUAUGGUCCUGGCUGGUGGAGAGAGUUCCCCUGUGGGUCGCCCCCAACCUCCUCACUAUGGCGGGAUUCCUCAUCAACGUAGUGACGUCACUACUUCUCAUCUACUUCUCACCAACUGCCACGGAGGAGGCCCCAGCGCCCCAGCCUGGGUGUACAUGUCCUGUGCUUUAGGCUGGUUCCUGUACCAGUGUCUGGACGGGAUGGACGGGAAGCAGGCCCGCCGGACAGGCAGCAGCACGCCGCUGGGGGAACUGUUCGACCACGGCAGCGACGCAGUUUCUACAGUCCUGUUGGCCGUUGCAACCUCCUGUGCGAUGACGAUCGGCCAGACCCCAGACCUGAUGUUCUUCAUGUUGUUUCUGACUCUGGUCGUGUUCUACUGCACACACUGGGAGACUUACGUGUCAGGGACCUUGACCUGUGGGCUCAUCGAUGUAGUUGAAGCGCAGUGUUUCUCCAUCAUAGUGCAGACUCUCACCGCACUGCUCGGGCCUUCCUUCUGGUACAAGUUCCCCCGGUCUGUUGUACUCGCCACGUUUUUCACCAUUGUGUUCCUGUCGGCGUGGAAAGUCGGCGGCAACUUCAGGACUGUCCUGACAGAAAAGACCAGCAGAAGUGUACUAUCUCCAGGCGUUGCGAUCCUGUUCCCCACAGUUCUGGCCUGUAUAAUCUACAUCACCGACUCCACACACCUGUUCCUGAACCACCCCUGUCUCUUCCUGCUCAUGUUCGGGCUCGCCAUCGCCAAGGUUACUAACAAACUCAUCGUGGCACACAUCACCAAAAGUGAGAUGGCCGCGUUGGACUCGUCCAUGUUGGGUCCGGGGGUGUUGUUCCUGAGUCACUGCUGCGGUGGCUUCUUCAACCUGCACAUCGUGCUCUGGAUAUGUUUGAUGUUCGUGACGCUGGACCUGUUGCUGUACUGUGUUCGGGUUUGUGCGGAAAUCUGCGCCCAUCUCGACAUCUACUGUUUCACCAUCACCAGUAAACCGUCACAGAGCACAGCCCUGACCCCAGCCAUGACCUAUGACCCGGGAGCUCACGUCCUGACCGACCUCAGCUCGAUGGAAGACCUGCUGGCUCCGAUCAAGACGUCAACAAGAAUCAAGUACACAUGCCUGAGCGUGUCUCGUCGGUUCAUCAGCCUGGGGGCCACCACGGGGGGUCUGUACCUGUUCCACAGGGAGAAACUCAAGUGUCUCCAGCUGCUGGCUAACAAGGAAGGAGCCAUCACGAUGGUGACCUCUGCACCUGAUGACAACCUUGUUGCCAUAGCAACCAGUCGAGGUCUGGUGGUGGUUUGGGAGCUGAACAUCGAGAGACGAGCGAAGCCGGAGCGGCUGCGCAUCUCGCCGGAACACCGUGGGAACACGGUGGUGGCGCUGCAGUGGGACGACAAGUCCUCGCGCCUGUUCGUCGGGGACGACGCGGGGAAGGUGUCGGUCGCAAACGUGCCGUCCUCCGGGAAGGCGAAGGGGUUCUUCAAAGUUCCCACAGAACUCCUCCUGACGGCAGACUCCAGCGUGGUGCAGCUGGACUUCGCUAACGAACGUCUGAUGGUGUCCACUCUAACGAGAUGUUACCUGUGUGACACACUCAGUAUACCCAACCCCAACCCUAACCCUAACCCUAACCCUAACCCUAACCCUGCACAGUCUCUCACCUUCUCCAGGAUUCUCAUGUUCAAUAACCGUUUGCUGCUGACAUGGACUCAGCAGGGACUGUUCAUUAUAGACCCUGCCAGGGUCCAGCUGGUCAUGUGGACGGACAGGUUUAAAGAUGUCGCUGAUGUGAGGUGUUAUAAGAACGAUGCUUACCUGUUCCACACCGACUGUCGUGUAUCUCGUCUCUCCCUCCUAUCUGUGGACAAGUGUGUGGGGAAACUCUUCUCCAAGCAGAUGUGGAGACUCUGUGCUCAGGUGUGUUGUCACUACCAGCCGUCAGUGAUCCCAAUGAAGGCGCGCCGUGCUGUGCCUGUCUCCAUGGUAACGGAGCUGAGGCAGCACCUGGGCGCGACGGACGACUCAGACGAGCUGCUGGACCAGCUGGAGGAACUCCUCAACAGGAUCGAGCUAAACGUUGACAGCACCAGUUCCAACCAGAGCAGCGGCCGCUCCAGUGUGAGCUCCAUCGGCAGUGUGAGCAUGCUGCAGUCUGGGAUAUACCAAGUCCACAGCCGAAGGGGGAGCCAGGAGUCCGUCGACAGCCUCCCAGAAUUCAGCUGGGCCGAGGAGGACGCCCCAGGGCAGGAUGGGAUAGCCAGGCCCAAGUUUGACCUUGUGUCUGACCCCCCGACCUCUGCGGAGGUCGGCAAGGAAGAUGGCGUCGCUCCUUCCCUGAUUUCUUCACAGGAAGCGACAACUUCUGGAGCGAAAGUAGUGACAACAACACAAGACAAUGUAGAGCAUGUGGAAAGCUUCGUUUCAAUGCAGGAGAAAAGAGACGAUGUGGAAAAUGUGGAAAGUCUAGCUUUGAAGGAACAGACAGCCGUGGUGGAAACUGAGAGCAGCGCCUCCGACCCGGAAAAGACCAGCAUGCACUCCUGCGACAGCGGGAACAGCGACGGCGCAAACGUCUCCCCAAGGUCGUUGGGAUCCAAGAUGGCUGCCGGGGGGUCAGAGGUCGCGGGGGCCAGCGACAGCGGGACGGGUGAGGAGGUUUUGGAGGACGACGUCAAGACGGAGGUUGAAACUACCGUAACCAUGGAGACAAGCCAGUUUCCUGAGAAAUACCAGAUGUUUUCCCCGGAAGUGGAAAACGUUAACUCAACGCCACUGCUUGCCAUGGAAACAACUGUUCCCAACAGUCAGGAUACCCCAGACCUGACGCAAGUGAGCGAGGAAGCCAGGGUUGAAGUUCACAGGUCAGAGGAGGUGAGGGGUCAAAGGGCACAGCUGGACAGGUUUGCGAACGUUGACCUGGAAGCGGAUGAGUUGGUGGUGCAGAGGGAGGGCAAACAGGUCAAGGGCAGGAGGAAGAAGAAGAAGAGACCCAACAGUGCAGACAUUUCCAACUUGUCCCUGUCAGAAGGCUCAGCAGUGGAGUCACAGCUGUCAGACCUGCGCUCAGCGUUUCAGCAGAAGAUGAGCACGCUGAAGACGGGUCGGCUGUCGUCGGACAGCGACACUCCGGAGGGCGGCGCGACCCCUGAGCUGUCCUCCUCACCCGUGGUACAGCAACAGCUCAAGGUCAUGAAGGACAAGUUGUCCACCCGUCUGCAGGACUCCCGCAGUAAGCUGGCCACCAAGUCCAAGUCUCUGAUGAGGGCGAUUCAGGAGAACGAACAGAUCGGGCGCAUCAGGCAGACCAUCAGGAGACCAGACGCACAGGCAGACAGGGGCGGGGACCAGGAUGAUGACGUGUUUGAGGAUGCCUUUGGAGGUAACCAGGACAACAGCAUCUCCAUGGCAACAGACUCAGCAGGCCAGCAGGUGUGUGAGGAGAGGAGGAGAGAGUCUGGACCACGUGUGGAUGUCACUGUCCUGCUGCAGGCCACCAGGGACACCAGUGAAAAGUUGAAGGACCCAGGAGUUCUGUUCAACCCCGACCAAGCCAGAACUGUUCUGUCGGCAUGGUUACCGCACCUGGAGACGGCUCUACAGAACCUCUAUAGAACCGUGAGAGAACACAACGCAAAGGUCAGGAGUGGGUCAGAGGUGAAAGGGCAGGUGUCAGAGGUCGUGGAAGACAGUGGUCCUGAAAGAACUGACCCAAGUAACGGGUGCACUGAUGUUGAAAACGUGCAGCAAGGCAAGUUAGAAACUGAAGGUCAAGACACAGACUCAAGGGCACUUGAAGGGGUUGAGGAAUCUGUAAUACCACAGGACAGUCCUGCAGAAUGUGACAGUGUGUUGGAAGGAGAAGCAAGCCGAAACGAAGACGUUUCUGAACACAGAACUUUAGGGGAAGAAGAAGACAAGAUUUCUGACAAUGACAUUGAUGGCAAGGUCGUGACCUUGAACAGUGGCAGCCCUGAAGGUGCUAAAUCUCAUGCCAAGACAGAGGAAGAAGCUCAAACACUCCUGAACAAUCUUGAGGUUCAUUCUCAAGACGAGACAUCUAAGGAAGAUCACAUUCCGAAGAACAAUGCUGAGAAUCCCCAAGAAAUGGAGGAUCUUCAAGAAGUUGUGAUCCGGGAGGGAUUCCAUGUCUUAGACCCUUUUCUGUUAAAGGAAGACAGCCAUGCAGAAAUUUCUGAGCUGGUGACGUUUUGUUUCCAGUUUGGUGUCUUCAAAGAGAAUGGAACAUCUUCUCAGUCUAAAGAUAUGCCUGUAUCCUCACAUGUGAUUGGACAAGACAGCACUGGCUGUGACAAUCUUGAUGUCCUCAGCCAAUCAGAAUCUGUGUUACAACAGGAAGCACCUGAAUCUGACAGGACUUACGAUGACAAUAGUAGCUUCUCACUGAUUGGUCCACAAAGUAAGGAAGGUCAGCAUCUGUCAGCAACCAGCCAAUCAGCUUCCUUGUCUCAUGAAGAGGAGGAGUGGGACAGGACUGCUGCUCAGUUCUUGAAGUGUCAUUUCCAUUUCUUGGAUGUUGAAGCAGUGAGAAAAACACUACAGCACAGAAGAGGGCCUAGAACCAAAGUGUGGGAGGGACUUGUGCAGUGUCUAAAUGCCCUACACUGUGAGGGUGCAGUACCGGAUCUGGUCACUAGGGGCGAUGUGGAGGAAUGCCUGAAACUUGUGAAGACAAAAGAGUUGACAGACGGAGGGGCAGUUCUGUCCUGCUUACACGGUGUGUUCCAGCUGUCCCCAGAGCCAGUGUUGGACACAUGUGUGCAGAUCUACCCUCAGAUCCAACCCUGGGAAGUGGCUCAGUUCUGUCAGGACUCUCCUCAACACUUCCUGUACUACGUACACAAGAUACAGGCCUUACCCAGACACAAACAAUCUGAGUUGCUCCAGUCCCUGUACAGAGAUGAAUCCGUCCUGCAGCAGUGGUUAAACUCUGCUCUCACUGUCGGGGCUCCAGACAGGGGGCUGCUGUUCACUGGGCAGGGGGAGCCAAGGCCAGGUUCUCACCAGUUGCCAUGGCAACACAGUGCUGAUGUGGAGGAGAUUCUGACCCGCUGCACCAGGGAGAUCGGGUCUAUGCAACACAGCUCCACGGAGAGGGAGCAUCUAGUCAAUAUGUGUCGCAAGGCUGGGUUAGUGGUUCAAAACAUCCAGCUGUUCUAUGCCAUGCAGCAGGAGAAACAGGCACAGCAGGCCCAGAGCAGGGGAACACCUGUGUCACUAGAUCGCAGUCUGUUUGUGCUGGACCCAAGCAGACUGGAGGGGGGUGCACAGUACCUGGAAGAGCCGGAGGGGCACUGGGGCAUCACAUCUGAAGAAAGUUCCUGUGCUGUGUGUACUCUGCUGCUGAGUGAAACCGUCUCAACCUCUGACCCAGGGGUCAUCGUCUUUCCCUGUGGUCAUGCCUUCCACACACACUGUGCACCUCACAGGGGCUGUCUGCUGUGUUACGUGUCCAGUCAGAAGUGAUUUUUUACUCUCUUCACCACACUGAAGUAGCCGUUUGGCUACCGAUUCUCUAUUUAGUUACAGGGUUAGGCAACAGGGAAAAGAUUGGUAUAAGGGUUUCAAAUUAAGAUGUCACUUUUUUAUGAAAGGUUGGCAAUAAAAUGAGAUCUUGAUGAAAAUGGGAAUUUGAUAAAUCUGGGGGCAGUUUACUAGGUACACCUUUAUAUAAGACGGUCAAAAACUGCUUUUUUUAGACACUUUUUCAAGAUUUUAAAAGGAUAUUCUUCAAAAGGGCAAUACCAAUAAAAGUCUAAGAUAAGAUUCUGAGGUUCUAAUAAUAAUUCAAAGUGGUGUGUACAUUUUCAGCUCCUUUUAUAGCUAAUAUGAAGCUACAUUUGUGUAGCUAAUUUGAUAUCAGAAAAGAUUGGAGAAGGAAACAUAAUCAUGAUCGUAUUGAAAAAGAUAGUGUCAAAUUUUGCAUAAUGACCAUGAGUUUGAAAUUGAGAAAUGUUUCAUUAAAAGUUCCUAGACAGUAGUAAUCUGUAAUGAAGUGAUAUAUUUUCCCACAAUUGUGACAAUUUUUGUGUAAAUAACUAGUUAAACUGAUAAUUAUUGAUUAAUUAUGAACUUGCUCGUGUCUAUAAACAGGUUGAUUAUGACUGUAUCAGGUAUGUAAUGGUGCUCACCCCAUUUCGUUCAAAAUCAUUGAAUAUUUUACUUUUGAACUUAAUACUUUUUUUUUGCUAUCAUGCAAAAGCAAUGCAAUAUAGUGAUAGUUGUUUCUCAGUCCUGCAACAGAAUAAUAAUUAUAUUGUAAGGAAGAUUUUAGUGCUUGUUUCAACUUGUGGAUAGAAAUGGACAAAUGCCAUAAUAUUGUCUUCUGCCAGCUUAAUCAUUCAAAUUACAGAUCAAAAGACAUUUUUCAACAAUAUUUAAAUAGUCUAAUCUUUCACUUUGACAGGAUAACUACAAUGUAUUGUAUUUAGUAAUGGAUAAGGUUGCAUACAUUGUAAAUGUUCCUAUGGGGCCCAUUCUAGACUGUUGUUAUCUGUGGAUUCAUUUCAAUAGCUGUGAAUAGUCUUUUUUUCUGACACAAACUCAUA
Branchiostoma belcheri (Belcher's lancelet) is the source of this 6827-nucleotide messenger RNA. RefSeq lists its product as uncharacterized. Gene Ontology annotation, cellular component: membrane; cytoplasm. NCBI's taxonomy places the organism in Eukaryota, Metazoa, Chordata, Leptocardii, Amphioxiformes, Branchiostomatidae. Gene Ontology annotation, biological process: phospholipid biosynthetic process; developmental pigmentation. The coding region runs from base 142 to 5745 and encodes 1867 amino acids. The record is from RefSeq and is a predicted model, not a curated record. The transcript has 36 exons. Gene Ontology annotation, molecular function: phosphotransferase activity, for other substituted phosphate groups; protein binding.